Cyphellophora attinorum is the source of this 567-nucleotide messenger RNA. Its product is annotated as U3 small nucleolar ribonucleoprotein imp3. Bases 1 to 567 code for a protein of 188 amino acids. Gene Ontology annotation, biological process: rRNA processing. The transcript has a single exon. Gene Ontology annotation, molecular function: rRNA binding; structural constituent of ribosome; snoRNA binding. Gene Ontology annotation, cellular component: Mpp10 complex; small-subunit processome; small ribosomal subunit. NCBI's taxonomy places the organism in Eukaryota, Fungi, Ascomycota, Eurotiomycetes, Chaetothyriales, Cyphellophoraceae. The record is from RefSeq and is a predicted model, not a curated record.
AUGGUUCGAAAACUCAAGCAUCACGAGCAGCGACUCCUUCGCAAAGUCGACCUACUCACCUACAAAUCCGAUUCAUCGAACCAUCGCGAGGCCGCAGUGCGACGGCGCUAUCAUCUUACUCAACCUCUGGACUACUCGAAGUACAACGCCCUUUGCGGCAGACUGCGACAGCUCGCACACCUACUCUCGAACCUCGAGCCAGACGAUGCAUACCGCAAGCAGACCGAAACUGUCAUGCUAGAAAAGCUCUUCCAGAUCGGCAUCCUGAAGCAGUCCAGGGAGCAGGGCGCCGGACUGUCCUCAGUAGAGAACGAUGUCACGGUCUCGGCGAUCUGUCGACGGCGGCUAGGCGUGCUCAUGGUUCGAAGUGGAAUGGUUGAAAAUAUCCAGACUGCACACAAAUUCAUCGAGCAGGGCCAUGUCCGAGUCGGCACAGAUGUUGUCACAGAUCCGGCGUAUCUCAUCUCGAGAGGGCAGGAAGAUUUCAUCACGUGGAGUGAGGGAAGCAAGAUUCAGCGACAGGUCGCCAACUAUCGGAACAAGCUGGAUGAUUUCGACCUCUUAUAG